Lucilia cuprina (Australian sheep blowfly) is the source of this 4561-nucleotide messenger RNA. RefSeq lists its product as uncharacterized. Gene Ontology annotation, cellular component: membrane. Lineage: Eukaryota; Metazoa; Arthropoda; Insecta; Diptera; Calliphoridae. The coding region runs from base 808 to 3381 and encodes 857 amino acids. The transcript has a single exon. The record is from RefSeq and is a predicted model, not a curated record. Gene Ontology annotation, molecular function: dopamine neurotransmitter receptor activity, coupled via Gi/Go; G protein-coupled receptor activity. Gene Ontology annotation, biological process: adenylate cyclase-activating adrenergic receptor signaling pathway.
AUUUAAUUUUUCUUAAAUUGAUUUACAAAAAUUAUUCAAUAUUACUAAAACAAAAAAAAAACAAAAAAUAUCUAUAUUGUAUUUUAAAAACAAUAAUAUCUUAAAAUAUUGAAAUUUAUCUGAAAAAAACCAAAUCAAGUUGAAAAACCAGAAUACGCGUUCCGUAUUUAAAAACAAAUAAUCCGAAAAGAAACAGAAAAAAAGAAUUAAGCGUUUAAAUGAGAUUCAUGACGAUGAUAUAAAACAAAUGUGUUAAAAAAAAUAAAUAUUUUGUUAACAAAUAUAAAUAAAUAAUUAAACAAAAAAGUGUUUAAUUAAAGUUUUUUUUCAAAGAAAAUAAAAACAAAUUCAAACAAGAAGUGAAAACAGUAAUAAAGACAUACUGUGUCCAAUUUUCUAACAAAGAAUUUCAUAAAUACACACAACUUUAACAAAAAAGGCAAAACAAAAAAAAAAAAAACACAGAAAAAGAUCUGUAAAACAAACUUUACAACUCAAGUAUAAAUAGAGAAAAUUCAAACCAAAACAAACUGUGAAAAAAAAUAUAAUAAAAACAGACUUCCAUCCAACUACCCAACAAACCAAAAAAGUCUAAAGAAUAAACAUUCUAAAGAAACUGCAAAGUGAAGUUGAAAUUGUACUAAAAGAAACAAGUAGAAACAUUUUAAAUAAAACUAUAAACCAGCCCAAUAUAAAUGUGUUAAUAGAAUAAAAAAUAUUUAUAAAAAUUGAUUUGUGUUUUUAAAUGAGUCUUAUAGUGAACACGCGUUGUCGAUUUUCAACUCACCACAAGUAUUAUGCUUAAUAAUGGCAAUAGACUUUUUGAUUUUUGCCGUGCUUUUGCUAUCGUUUAUAAUAAAUUUCUUGGCUUUGGCUGCUUUUUGGGUGACACCCGGUCUGCGAACUACAGCAAAUCGUUUUACUAUUAAUCUGCUCAUCAUUAAUUUGGUUGGUUGUCUUAUUUUAGCUCCCACUUUGUUUCUAAGUGGUGGCAUUGUUGGCGACAGCGAAAGCGGUACUAACGACAGCAGCCUUACAACCGGUUCCAGCCAGUCUGGUUUGAGUUUUUUAACAACCAACACAAACGAUGACAGCAUUGAGUUUUAUUCAAAGGCUGGUAAUCACCAAAUGACAAUUCGCCACAAUGGCAAAUUUGUGGAGCAAGAGGGCAUCAUUCUGCGACGUAAUGUAUCCCACGAUGGUGAGAAUGGUCCACGUACCAUUGAGACCAUUUACAAGUGUAAUACCACCUACUGUCGCGAAUUGACCAUCGAUGAGAAUAGUGAAACUUUGGUAAUUACAGAAAUUGAGGAGGAGGGAAAAAUUCAGCUGCCAAUUGGCAUGCAACAGGAGGAAACAGAUGAAGUUAAGCGUCUAGCAUUACCCUUGCUGACAAUGAGAUCCUGGGCCAUAGAUAUGGCUGCUGCUUUGGGAGCCAUGGGUGUGCUUUUAGUAGUGGGUGAUACCUGGUGUGCCGUAACAGACCCCUUGCGUUAUCACAGUCGCAUAUCGGGAGUUAAGUCUUGGGUGCUAAUAGCUAUUACAUGGGCUAUGGGUAUAUUGUUUGGUGCUUUGUCGGCCUUCCGGGAAAUAGACUUCGAAUCGGAGACCAUCAUCAGCAAACAGAAACGUUUUGCCGAUUCCUCUACCACUUUCUUCACACUCAACUCAGUGAAUAACAUCUUUAGCAUGGUGUUUUCCUGUCUUUAUUUCCUGCUCAUUAUAUUGCUGCCAUUUGGCUUUGUGUGCGGCAUGUAUUGGCGUAUUUUUAGUGAGGCUCGUGAAAAUGGUCUGAGAAUGCGUCAAAAUGGUUCAUCCCCUUUGCUACAAAGUGCACUGAAUCUAACGCAUGGUCCACCAGUGGCUAACCAACAGUAUUCGAAUAGUUUAUGUGUACAUAGGAAUUCGAUUUCUUCGACCUCCUCCCAGUGUGGAGGUUUACAAAUGCAAAUCGAUAAUAAUCAAAAACGAGGCUCACCUGCCUGUCUGAGACGGGACUCGGCGGCGAAAGUACUUUUGCCGCCCAUUUCGGAUGACGGUAUGUCCGAUGAGGCUGAUAAUUGCAGUACAAAUGAUCAGCUCAUCGUAAUACCUGUAACCGAAACUGCUAAUACUCAACAGCAGCAACAAAAAAAUAUUAUACUCACCCUGCAAACGGCCAGUGGUGAGAUAAAACGCAACUAUUCCACCCGCCAACUAGAACUAUUGGCUACAUCCUCGCAGGAUUUGUGUGAUAACACUAGACUGCAGGGUAUACGCCAAGUCCACUCUUCGCCAAAUCUUCAACGAAGUGUAACUCUGCCACAACCCUUAAACGAGAACACUUGCUCACCCCAUCUCCUAGGAGGACAUCUGCCACAAAAUCUACCCAGUAUUCAUUUGAACAGACAUUCAUUUCAACAAAAUCCCAACAACACCAGAACCACCCAUCAAAAUCAUCAACAUCUGCAUCAUCAUCAGUCGCUGCAAAUACCCACCAUUCAAGCCUCACCCAAAGCAUUGAGCUACAUGUCUUCUUUGCGUCAUCGACUAUCGAAUGCGUCGUCUCUCUUCAAGUAUAGGGAUGAGUCUCGAGCAGCUCGUAUCAGCAUUCUGGUGGUAAUAAUGUUCCUGGUAUCCUACUUGCCUUUUGGCUUCUUAGUAUUACUGCAGAGUCGUGUACCGGCAGCCAACUUCGAGCAAUCAAGUCAAUUAGCGAUUUUCAUGAUACUAUUGGCUAAUAUUAGUUCUCCCUUCAUCUUUGCCUACCGCAACAAAAGAGUAAGGAGAGGAGUGAAAAGACUGGUGGGUCUAGAUGCUAUCUGCCGAGACUCGCAACUACAAAGACAAAACAGUUCCAGCUGUCGCAUGAGUGGUUCCAAAUACGGUAACUCGAACCUCAAAAGAAACAGCAGUCGAGUUUCUACUUACUCCACAACAUCGGCCAAAUACCUAACACCGCAAAGUUCGGUGGUCAGUAAUGGUACCAAUUCAGUGCCUGCCUGUUUUAUGAACAACAACAACACUUGUCCUCAAGUGCCACUGAGGCCAAACAGCAGUUGUAGUACCAUCAUUAACUUCAGCCUCAACAAGCAGCCACAAACUUUAGUGGAGACCGACGAACUGAAAUCCAACCAACCUACGAAUAAAAAGCCACGUCCGGUGUUGCAAAGAGGCAUUACGAUAAUUGAACAAGUGCCGCUAAAUGGCAAUGAUGGCGGCAUCUGUAGCGGUGGCAACAGCAUAGGCUGUCACAACAGCAGCAAUAACAACAACACUCCAAAGUUACCAGUUAAACAUAAAUUGUAUAAAUUAUUAUUUAAAAGUUCCAAGAAUCUUAGUUGUGCAGCAGCACAGUCAUGUGCUCAGGGCACUUUAGAUGCUGAACCAACGGAAGUUUAAAUUUAAGUUCUGUUUAAUUUUUAUUUUUUACUUUUUUUAAGUAAUAGUAAGUUUUAUAAAGUAAGUUCUCUCAAAUAUUUAUACUUAGUAUAUUUAUAUAUGUUUUUUUUAUAUAUAUUUUAGCUAUUAAAAGGUCAGUUUUUAACUUAAAACCAAACUAAAUCAAACAAAGAAACAAAAACUAGAAAAAUAAAACAAUUUGUAAGAAAUGUUAAAGUACAAGACAGUUUUAAAAACUAAAAACAGAAUUUUACAAAGAAACGAUGAUAAGCGCAGGAAAGUCAAGGUUUUCAUUUUAUUUUUCUAAAUGAAUCAAUCAAACAAAAAAAAGAAUAAAAUAAUCAAAUUAAAAAAUUGAAUUAAUUGAAUUAAAAGUGAUAGGAAUCUCAAAUGAUUUGAAAUAGAAAAAAAUGUAUAUAUUUUAUAAUGACAUGAUUAAUUUCAAAAGUCCUCUUUAGCAGACUAGAGAGUUUUCGAAACGAUAAGAUUGAACAAGUCAGUUAGUCAGACAGACAGACGGCAGUCGGUCAAUUUGUUUAUUUAAAUUAUUGAUUAUUUUUUUAUUGUUUAUAAUAUUGUGCAAAUAAUUGAAAUAGUAUUUGAGGUUAAAUUAAUCCAAGCAGACAGAGUAUAGUUAUAUAAUUAAGAAAUGAGAACAAAGACAUUUUUUAUUUUUAAAUUUCAUAAAAUUAUUAUACUGAACAAAGUUUAUCAAUCAGCUCUAUUCUAAAAUAAUUGUUUCAAUAAGUUGUACAGGUUUUGUUGUGGUUUAAAAAAAAUUUGAUCAUUCCAAUUAGUUUUUGAACUUUUGUUUUGUUUAUUAAAAAUUAAUAUGCCAAAUUAUAAAUUCUUUAUUUAAUUUAACUCCAGUAUGUUUUUGUUUAACACUUAGUUAAUUUGGCUUGUAGUGUUUAAACUUAUUUGCUUAACAAAUUGUUUGUUAUUGGAUUUUGGGCAUUUUUGUUAAACCAUGACACAGUUACAUAUUUAUUUUAGAAUUUUAAACGAAAUCAAUUAUUAGUUGUUUGGGUUGUUUCUAGAAUAGGGCUGAUUCAUUUUCAAUAUACAUAUAUAAAUGGAAAUUUGUGUUAAAAAUACAUAUUUCAAUAUAAAAAUCUAAACCAAAUAAAUAAUAACAAAAAACAUAAAUUUUUAAUGAUUUAUAGUCAUCAUAUAAAUA